AGACGCUGGCCAUGAAGGGGUUAACCCUCAACUGUCUGGGCAAGAAGGAGGAGGCCUACGAGCUGGUGAGACGAGGCCUUCGCAACGACCUCAAGAGUCACGUCUGCUGGCAUGUGUACGGCCUGCUGCAGCGCUCCGAUAAAAAGUAUGACGAGGCCAUCAAGUGUUACCGCAACGCUCUGAAGUGGGACAAGGACAACCUGCAGAUCCUGCGAGACCUCUCCCUGCUGCAGAUCCAGAUGAGAGACCUGGAGGGAUACAGGGAGACGCGGUACCAGCUGCUGCAGCUGCGUCCGGCCCAGCGGGCCUCGUGGAUCGGGUACGCUGUCGCCUAUCACCUGCUGGAGGACUUUGAGAUGGCUGCUAAGAUUGUAGAGGAGUUCCGCAAAACACAACAG
Plectropomus leopardus (leopard coralgrouper) is the source of this 398-nucleotide messenger RNA. The record is from RefSeq and is a predicted model, not a curated record. Lineage: Eukaryota; Metazoa; Chordata; Actinopteri; Perciformes; Serranidae.